Penicillium soppii is the source of this 642-nucleotide messenger RNA. RefSeq lists its product as uncharacterized. The record is from RefSeq and is a predicted model, not a curated record. NCBI's taxonomy places the organism in Eukaryota, Fungi, Ascomycota, Eurotiomycetes, Eurotiales, Aspergillaceae. The transcript has 3 exons. Bases 1 to 642 code for a protein of 213 amino acids.
AUGCAGAUCCCGAAAGCUUGGGGACGUGCCUGCGACUGGAACACGCCUAUGUGGACCUUUGUGGCUCAAAAAGAGCCAUUGGAGCACGAACCUACUCCCGUAGGUCGUGGGCUACGUCAUGAUCAGUACAUGUCAAUACCCCUCCCCGGUAUUGGCACACGCAAGUCUUUGAUUCAAUCAAUUACCAAGGCCUAUAUACCCCAAGAUGAGCUGGCUCAUAUUUAUCCAGCCUCAAAUGAUGUUCCCCGAGUAUGUGGUGCAUGGGUGGGUGUCUUGUCGAUACUUGCCGAAGGGUCCUCCUCGCGAUAUGACAGCGUCUUGUCCCCCGCAGUAACAGCUCUAAGCUCAUGCAUCACAUCCAACUCAUAUGCACAGAGUGUGAAAGACUAUUCCUUUGCUGUGGAUGUUCUUCGGACGGAUACACAGCAACUCAAAUCCCUCGAUGCCGAAUUUGCCGCGGCAAUCAUGUGCCUGGCUUUAGCAGAGCUCAUGUUUCCCGACUCCCGAUUCGGUCUUGCCAUGCAUGUUAAUGGUGUAGCACAACUGUUCCAAGCCAGCGGACCAAACAUGUUCAAGUCGGGAGCUCUGCAAAGCCUGUUCAUGGGUUUCCGGCCUCUUUUAGUAUGUGCUGUAGUGACAUGA